Owenia fusiformis is the source of this 1070-nucleotide messenger RNA. Lineage: Eukaryota; Metazoa; Annelida; Polychaeta; Sabellida; Oweniidae. The record is from the annotation of a GenBank genome assembly.
CGUUAGGCCCGGACAGACAAGUGCCCGUUUUUGAAAAAAAUAAUAUUCACGCUUUGUCGAAUAUUGCGAAAAUACAAACUCAGAUAAAGCUUUUUCGUAUAGAUAGGUGUCGACAAUGAGUGCAAACAGAGAAUCUAACAGCACAACUACGGAUAAUAACGAUGCCAAGGGAGAAAAACGAGCACUGGAGAAUGAGGUCCAAUCUGCCAAUGAAUGGGAAAAAGCUGAUCUUGGAGAUGAGGAACGAAAGAAUAAAUUCUUAAGAUUAAUGGGUGGAGCAAAGAAAGAGCAUCAUGGGAAAUUUGUGAUUGGAGAAAACAAAACACACCAUGGAAAAACUGAGGAGGAGGUUGAGAAAACAAAGCAUGAUCUGGAAGAACAAUUUACUCAAAGCUUAGAGCACAAACUCAGUGGAGCAGCACGUAAACAUGUCGGCAUUGGCUUCAAUCCAGAAGCCGACACCCAUAAAGACAGUGAACCAAUCAAAGACAAAACAGAGGAAAAAACAGAGAAGUCUGAAGAGACUGAUAAAGACUCAGAAGUUGAAGUUAAGGAUAAUUUACAAGAGGAGAUUAAGAAAGAUGACAAUGCUGAACCUCCUAAGAAAAAAGCAAUGAUGAUGAAUUUUGUAAAAGCUAGCUCAGAUUCAUAAUACAAUGUUGAUGCUAGCUCAAAGUUAUUGUAGUAUAAUGUACUUUAUGCAGCUCUGAUGGUAUACAUUGCUUAUUGCACAGGUGGUUCUUUGGAAUUAUUUUGCAUAAUUAAGGUUCUGGGUUCUUGACAGGUGCCAUAUUGCCAAACAAAGUCAUAUCUCAUGAAAGUAAAUGCCUGAAUCAUGAAGAUAAAAAGAUAAGAAUUAAAUUGGUUGACAUGUUAUUCCAGUGUCAAAGAAAAGCGGAAGUCUAUUUCUUUUGAUUCACUUUUUUAUUGCACUUUGAAAGUUUUGAAAGUGCUAUAUACAGGGUGUCCAAAAAAAACAGGACCGUAAGAAAGUUGAAUAACUCGGUCAAUUUUGCAUAUUUUGCCUUGAAAUUUGAGAAUUAUUUAGUUCAUUCAAUGUGAAUUUUGUU